AUGGAGCCAUUAAUAGAUAGGAACAACUUCGCCAUAAGCGCUAUGGUCACUGUUGCUAUGCAAAUACUCUUUUUCACCAUAGCCUCGCUCUUUCAAACUGACAAGGUGACGGAUUUCACUGGUGGUGCCAAUUUUAUUAUAAUAGCGUUGCUUACCUUCUUUCUGGGUCAAGGCGGGAGUCAUCUUAAAAAUUAUGACAGCAGACAGCUGAUGGCCACAGCGUUUGUCUGCUUGUGGGGCGUGAGACUCUCUGGAUAUUUAAUAUAUAGAAUAUACCACAUUGGUAGGGACAAACAGUUUGAAGAUCGCAAAAGCAACACAUUGAGGUUCGCAGUCUUUUAUACGUUCCAAGCUGUGUGGGUUUACGUGGUCAGCCUACCAGUUAUCAUAAUAAACUCCCCUCAUCACUCCUUUCCGAAAGCACCGAAGACAAUGACAACGCUGGACUCGGCUGGUGCCGGUAUUUUCGUGAUAGGAUUACUCAUAGAAACCUACGCGGAUCUCCAAAAGUUUGCGUUUAGACAGGAACCUGCUAAUCAAGGAAAAUGGUGCAAUGAUGGACUCUGGGGUCUAUCGAGGCAUCCCAAUUAUUUCGGCGAAGUUGUGCUAUGGUGGGGCAUUUUUAUUAUAUCACUGAACGUAAUCGAAGGUAUAGAAUAUAUUGCAAUAUUAUCGCCGUUAUUCACCAUGUCAAUAAUAUUGUUUUUAUCUGGGAUUCCGUUGCUGGAACGAUCGGCGGACGAGAAAUAUAAAGAUAAUCCAGAUUAUUUGUAUUAUAAGUCGUCUACGUCACCUCUGAUACCGAUACCGCCGGCCAUUUACGUUGAGGUGCCGAGGUUCUUGAAGUUCGUACUGUGCUGUGAAUUCCCUAUCUAUGAUUCCACUGGAGACGAAUUCCACGCAACGACAAUCGCCACCGAGACGACCAGUAUAUCUAUGGUGCAGUCCCAAACAUAG
Molecule: messenger RNA, 957 nt
Organism: Parnassius mnemosyne (clouded apollo)
Lineage: Eukaryota; Metazoa; Arthropoda; Insecta; Lepidoptera; Papilionidae
Source: the annotation of a GenBank genome assembly